Messenger RNA from Scomber japonicus (chub mackerel), 3607 nucleotides. RefSeq names its product sulfide:quinone oxidoreductase, mitochondrial-like. The transcript is spliced from 10 exons. The record is from RefSeq and is a predicted model, not a curated record. Gene Ontology annotation, molecular function: FAD binding; sulfide:quinone oxidoreductase activity. Gene Ontology annotation, cellular component: mitochondrion. Lineage: Eukaryota; Metazoa; Chordata; Actinopteri; Scombriformes; Scombridae. Bases 42 to 1358 code for a protein of 438 amino acids.
GUAAAACGAGUUGUUACCUUUAGCGCUGGUCAAAACACACAAUGGCUGCAUUGCGCCGUCUGAAGCAGGGCCGCUCCACGGCCAUCGCUAUUUCUCAACUUCACACAAGCAGCUGUGCCUUUGCCAAACAGCAUUACAAAAUGUUAGUACUUGGAGGAGGAGCUGGAGGGAUUACAAUGAGUGCACGAAUGAAGAGGAUCAUGGGAGCUGAGAAUGUGGCUGUUGUGGAGCCCAGUGAGAUGCACUACUAUCAGCCCAUAUGGACCCUGGUUGGUGCUGGUGCAAAAACUGUAGCUUCAUCGGGUCGGCCAACAGCAAAUGUUAUGCCAUCAGGAGUGAAGUGGGUGAAAUCUAAAGUUCAGGAAAUAAAUCCAGACACAAAUACUGUCCGCACAGAUGAUGGCACUGAAAUCUCCUAUGAGUAUAUGAUUGUGGCUUUGGGUUUACAACUUCAUUAUGAGAAGAUCAAAGGACUACCAGAGGGGUUUGAAUAUCCAAAUAUCGGGUCAAACUAUUCACUUCAAACUGUGGAGAAAACAUGGAAGGCACUGCAGAACUUCAAAGAAGGCAAUGCUGUGUUCACAUUCCCAAAUAGUCCUGUGAAAUGUGCUGGAGCACCUCAGAAGAUCAUGUAUCUCUCAGAUGCUUAUCUCAGAAAGACAGGAAAAAGGGAAAAAGCCAAUAUAAUAUACAACACAUCCCUACCUGUACUCUUCGGGGUGAAGAAAUAUGCUGACUCACUGUGGGAAAUUGUGAAACAACGUGACCUAAAAGUGAAUCUCAGGCAAAACUUGAUCGAAGUACGGGCAGACAAGCAAGAAGCUGUGUUUGAAAACCUUGACAAACCUGGGGAAACCCAAGUGCUUGAGUAUGAAAUGCUUCAUGUCACACCACCAAUGGGACCUAAUUUGGUGGUUAAAAGCAGCCCACUGGGUGAUGAGGCUGGCUGGUUGGAUGUCAACAAAGACAACCUACAGCACAAGAAGUAUCCAAAUGUGUUUGGGAUCGGAGACUGUACCAACCUGCCCACAAUUAGAACGGCUGCUGCUGUCGCUGCACAGUCUGCCAUCUUAAACAGAACCAUCAGCAAAAUUCUGAAAAACGAAAAGCCUGAUAAAAAGUAUGAUGGCUAUACGUCAUGUCCCUUGGUUACAAGCUACAACACAGUAAUUAUGGCUGAGUUUGACUACAAUGUACAACCACUGGAAACGUUCCCCAUCAACCAAGCCAAGGAAAGAAGAAUAAUGUACCACAUGAAAGCUGAUCUGAUGCCUCACCUCUAUUGGCAUGGGCUCCUCACGGGCCUGUGGGGUGGACCGGAACCAUACAGGAAACUCUUUCAUCUGGGAAUGAAAUGAAACCUCAUCAUCAGUUUGCAUAUUAAGAAUUAAAUAUCUUAAAUCUUUCAUAAUCUCUAAAAGGUGGAAGCACAUAGUGGGUUUGCAUUGAUAUUAUUUUGAGCCUGGACAUUAUGACUGAUCAGAGAAAGAUGGAUCAAUGAGUGCAUUUGUAGGAUAAAAAUACUCUUUUUUAUUAGAAAGGGUUGCUUUAUAGUUAGUCAAAUCCAUUAUUCAACCAGCAGUGAGGUUUUUUUUAGCCUAGAGCAAAACUUUGCAGAUUCUUACUCCACGUGCUGGUUUAUUUUUAGAAGUCAGUAGGUUUAAUCAAAAACCAGCAGCCAACUUGAAAUUAGUUGGAUUAAUGCAAAGUUUACUUCUCUGCAGAGAGUACAGUCCAUUUUGCCCACAUUAAUCAAAAACGUGCAAAUGUAAUAUCCACACCCCUUCCUCCUAUAAUUCUACCUAAAGGUGCAGAGUUACUACAAAGCAACAUUAAUAAUAAUCUUUUAACAAAUGUUGCGAAUAUAAUAUAAAUGAAAUGUUUGGCAUUUUAAGCUACAUGUACAUAUACAUUUUAAGAACAAAUAAUCAAACAAUUGACUUUUUACAUUAUGCAAUGCAAAUAUGAACUGUAAAUACAUCAACAUGUAAACUCUCCUUUCAAUUUCUUUCAAAUCUGCUGUUUUAUAUAUGAACUUAAAUUUAAGUGGAUAAUCAGGCAUGUAGAGAGUGGAGCCACAGAGUUUUAUGCCCUACCUCCUUUUCUCCUUCUUGGUAUUUUUAUCAGUAAUAACUUUGGAAAAGGACAAUUGCUCUGUAUAAUUUUUUUAUUUCAAUGUAAACCGUUAAAAUGUAUGAAGUGGUCCUGUGGAUUUUUUUGUGAUGUGGAUUCACAAGGGGAAUCGUUACAGCUAAGGCUUCAUUCUUCAAAAACCUACAAUAGUGAAAAUCAGUCAUAUGAAGUAUCUCAUCAUUUUAGGACUUAAAUAGUCUUGUUUGUUUCCAUCUUGAAUGCUAAAUGUCUUAUUUCUUUAUUCCAGCUAUAACUCUACAAUAAUCUGCGCUACCAAAAGGCUUAUAUAUUGGUAUAAAUAGUUAUUCUUGGGCAUUACAGACUAUUAACAUGUAAUUUAUCACAAGUGCUUUUUUUCUUAAAUGUAAAGAUGAAUAUUAGAAACAAUUUUGUACAUGAUGAUUGUAUUUUUAUAUCAGUUAUUAACAUCUUCUUGGUGAUACAUUCAGUGCUUACUUCAUUGUUGCCGUUUAAUCACAAAAAUGAAUGUACACUUACAAGCUUUCUUUUAUUUUGCUAUGGAAGUCAAACAGAAGUUGCUGAUGAUAAAUAUAUGAUCAUAAAUAAUAAUGAUCAUGAAUAUAUUCACAAUAGAGUUUUAACUUUGUUGCACUCACUAGUGUCUUAUUUUUGCUGCAGUGUGGUGUGUGUACUUUCCUGCAGCUCUGAAUAAUAUCACUAUCAAUCUGCAAUUUGAGUAGAGCCUUUGCUGCACAAGAGUCCACAAGCUUAGUGUCCAAACAUGAAACCUACAAUCUACUAAAUUGGCCGUGACUGUUUGACCAUGUUUGGGAUGCAAAUGUAAAUUGAUUUUUAUCUUGAAGCACUGCACUGAUGCUUUCCCACGAUUUUGCUCAGUUGAUUAUACACCAUUGCACUUUAUAUUACUGCCAACCAUUUCUCCUAGUUUUACCAUUGUUUUGGGAUCGUUCAGUGCCUUUGUCCUUCCUUCUAGAACAAGACUCCUAUUAAAUGAUUUGUUCAUGCAAACAUGUUGGCACUAGUCUGUUACUAGUUUGGAUAUUUCCUAUGCAAGAAAAACAAUGGAGUGUUUUUCCUGCUGAUAAAUUGUAUUUGGCUCUCAUGAUUCAGCACCCUCUAUUAAUAACAGUUGAGUGUGCUGAUUAUGCUGAUUGUUAUUAUUGUUGCCUUCCAGUAAGUCAAGUGCAUGGCAGCGUGGUAUUACAGUCAUCCUGCAGACUGUGGAACUUGCUUUAGAAUUUAAUUUACCGAAUAAUUGGUUUUCAUGGCCAUAGACUUACAGCUGAAAAAAGGGUAUUUGAAGUCUCUUCAUUGUUGGUGUGAAGCUGCCAACAGACAUAGACCUAGUCCCACAUUCUUUGACAGAUAAUUCAAAUUCUAAGGAGUUGAGCCAGCAGCAAUCACAUGCAUUUUCAUCAGGAAAUGCACAUUAUACUUUGACAUAUGCAAAGCUUUUCAUUUGAUGCUUGAUGUAAUUUAAAUUAAAGAUCAU